ACUCACUCUCAAAGAACAUUCGAGAUACUGUUUAAUCAGACUCUGCACUGCAUAGCCUACUUGUGACUACAACAGUUAUUUUCUUGGAGUUGUGAUUUUCUUGAACAGCAUUAAGAGCAGAAGCUGUUGUAGUCUACACAACACAGUAAAACCGGCCAUGGCGUUGACAAGGAUUCUGGGACUGCUGUUGGUGCUGGCAUUGUUUGAGUGUUUAGCAAGUGCAGCGGAAGACUCUGUUGACUUCCCCCCCGGCUGCCCCACAGCUGAGAAUAUCCAAGAGAUUUGUGGCCACAGUAAAACAAGGCCUCGGUACCCCAACCUCCCUAACCAUGGCUACCUUCUACGUGAAGCAGACGUCAUUCACCGCACUGAGGCCUGGUACAGCCAGCAGUGUUGCCAGGGAAACUGGGAACAGAACACGAAAAAGACAGUGUGCUGCGCUCAAAAUGCAUGGAAGAAGGCGCUGGCUCUGCUGUGUGAGGAGGAAGCAAUGAUCAAGACCAGGCAGCGCCAGUGUUGUCAGAUAGAGGGAGCGGCCAGGUGGAGAUGCUUCGACAGCAUGGCGCCCAACCCCUCUUACCAAACCACCACCCCAUACUCUGGGCCUGACGUCCUGCCCAAAGGUCCUGCUUUUAAGUUCCCCUGUACCUGUUCCGCAAAGGAACAGCAUCAUGCAGGGCAAAAAACAAAUUGACAUUUACAAACCGUAUUUCCAAUCUUUGUCACCAUCGCUUACUAUACUCCGCAGGGUCCAUGGGCUCUAAGUGUUUUGCGACUGUCUGCUAUUAAGUGCACUAUAAAAAUCAAUCAGAUUCGGUUGAAUUGUCAUCCGAUCAUCCUAAUUGGCAAUGUUUAGUACUGCUCAGUUUGCAUACAGAAGAUAUUCACAUAUUUUUUACAAUUACUAUGAAAAUCUUCUGUAGAUCGUAUUUUCAUGAAUAAAGUUUUUCUAUCAUCA
This is a messenger RNA of Alosa sapidissima (American shad), 958 nucleotides long. Its product is annotated as extracellular matrix protein 1-like. The record is from RefSeq and is a predicted model, not a curated record. Gene Ontology annotation, biological process: signal transduction; regulation of bone mineralization. Lineage: Eukaryota; Metazoa; Chordata; Actinopteri; Clupeiformes; Clupeidae. Gene Ontology annotation, cellular component: extracellular region. The coding region runs from base 158 to 694 and encodes 178 amino acids. The transcript is spliced from 3 exons.